This is a messenger RNA of Chironomus riparius, 1974 nucleotides long. NCBI's taxonomy places the organism in Eukaryota, Metazoa, Arthropoda, Insecta, Diptera, Chironomidae. The record is from the annotation of a GenBank genome assembly.
GUUUAUUAUCAUGUUUGCUUAAAUAUUUAGUAUUUUUAAAUAUUACUCAUUUAUUCAAUAGUUAAGAUUAUUAUAAAGUAGAUGCAAACAUGGAUAAGAUAACAUUACUGUUGUUGCUAGUGUUUACUUUUGGUUUAGCAAAUGCUCAACGCCGAGAUGGUAUUGAGAUUCCGAAAAUUUUAAGAGGUAGCUGGUUCUCAUGGGAGGGUAAACCAAUUACGACCACAUUGGAUGUUAACAAAAUGAGUGAUCAUGGUCGCAUUAUUAAAGUUGAGCGUAAUGGAAGUGAUUAUACGAUGAUAUUUCAAGACAGAGCAUGUUAUUACUGCAUAAAGGCAUUCACCAGAACCAAUAAUAUAUUUGAGAAACUUGAAAGCCCUUGCGUCAACAUCAACAGUGGAGAGGUUCCAACAUUCGAGAAUGUUUGUAAAGGAAUUCGUCGUGAUCAACAGUUGAUUACGUAUUUCAAUGAGAAUUACGUUCCUCUAUUGUGUCGUUCAUCACUUGAAGGUGUAUGGCAAUUUGCAUAUCAAAAUCGCUUCCGUUUCACCGGUGAAUGUGAUAAUCCAGAUGCAAAAAUUCAGUCAUGUCAGACAGCCGGUACACAGUUUUUAAUUACAAAUCAAAAGUUUAACAUUACUUACAAAAAAUGUCCAGGAAUGGAUGGAACAUUUGAUGGUGUUGUUGAGUACAGCUGUCUAGGUGACUGGUUUGUUGGAAAGAAUCAUUAUUUUGCUGUCGCAAAUACAAAAGAAUCUCGUAAAGAUGAAAAAUUCCGUUGCUUCUUGAAAAAUCGUGAUGAUGACUUGUACCUUGGUGUUAGUAUUACUGCUGAAUGUAAUACCCUCCAGACAGUUGAAAAGUCACCAGAAAGAUUGAGAAUUACACCAGUUAAGGCUGAAGUUGUUGAGCCUGGUUGUCGAUUGCCACAAAAUUUUAGUGGUGAAUGGAUUAAUACUGCUAAUAUCGAUGCUGAUGUUUUCAUUAAUGAGACACAUAUCAUUGAAACUUACUAUCCAGAUAAAUCACGUUACCGUCGUACAGUUUAUGUUUGCCGAGAACAAAGAGAUACAAGAAUUAUGAUGGCACGUUUGACAGUCGAUGGAUGUCAAAAGGAUUACAUAUGUUUCGAUUUCGUACCAAAGCAUCAUAAUAUCAUUAGAUAUCGCAAAGGAUUAGCUGUAAUUAAGGAUGAUUUCAGUACAGUAUGCUCGUGGGUACAAUUUCCAAAUAAGGAACAAUGGAGAUAUGAUUUAUUCUUGGCAAAACAUCCAGUACCUGUUCGUUGUCCCGUUGCUGGAAAAUUCAACUUUACUCAACAAGGCGAACAUAAAUUUAGAACUAGAAUUCUUGGUGGUGUCACAUUAAGUCCACGUCCUGAUAUCAGAUGCAAGCAAAAUAUUUCAGAUCUUAGUGUUUGUGAUACAGAUCAAAAGGAAAUGUGGAUUGAUGAAAACUAUUGCCUUUCUGUUGAUCAUUUAGGACGUCCAGUUGAUAUUUACUCUGAUCCUGAUUACAAAAUGAAAUGCAUUGGAUUCUGGAAGGAAAAUCUUAAGUCUUAUUUGAUUACGUUUGACGACCUCGAUCCAUUGAGUAAAUAUCGCUGUUGGGUCUAUCAACGUGCUGAUUUGAAUCGCGUUCUUAUGUCACAAGCUGUUGGUGCUUUUUGCCAUAUUAAUCAAGAAGUUUCGUCACAGAAUUACACAGAAGGUGCUGUUGUGUCACUCGAUUUGGUGGAAUACGAAAGAGAACGAGAUCAAUGUCCAUUACAUUUUGACGAUGGCGAGAAUCCGUGGGCUUUAAAUCAAGAAAAUACCUUCAAGAUAUUUGAUUGGGUAAUUUACCGCAACUCAGCAACGAAAUUAGGGACAAGUUUGUCAAUAUUGUUAGCAUUCUUGUUGUGUGCCUUUCAUGUUUAGGAUAUAAAUUAGUUUAUAAAUAAACAAUCAUUCCGUCCAAAAUUUUAGAUCUGAU